AUGCAUUCUCCCUGGGUCCUCCCUCUCCUCGAGAAACUGGGAGCUCUUCAAUGGCGGAAAAUCGUGCACGGAAAUCAAGGAUGGAGACUCGUCACCGCUAACUGGUUACACGUCGGAUUGAUUCAUCUAGUCGCUAAUAUGUUAAGCCUUGUCCUCAUCGGCAUUCGCCUUGAACAACAAUUUGGAUUUCUUCGCGUAGGAUUGAUCUACCUGUUAUCACGAUUCGAGGGUAGCAUUCUUUCUUCAUUAUUCCUUCAAAACAACAUCUCAGUUGGUGCCUCCGGUGCUCUCUUCGGUUUACUCGGGACAAUGCUCUCCGAACUCAUCACAAACUGGACAAUCUACUCCAACAAUGUGAACAAAAUUCCAUUUUAUAGAUAUGAUAAAGUUUGA
This is a messenger RNA of Lactuca virosa, 393 nucleotides long. NCBI's taxonomy places the organism in Eukaryota, Viridiplantae, Streptophyta, Magnoliopsida, Asterales, Asteraceae. The record is from the annotation of a GenBank genome assembly.